UCGGUUAACCAGCGCCAACAAGCUAGCAGCGCAGCCACGCCGUCGUCAUCGCCGACGAUGCUUCGAGGCGUAGCCAACAGGUGGCGCGAGCUCCAUGGCAAGGACUCGUGGAAGGGCCUCCUGGACCCGCUCGACAUCGACCUCCGCAGGUCCAUCAUCUCCUACGGCGAGCUCGCGCAGGCCACCUACGACGGCUUCAACCGGGAGAAGCGCUCGCCGCACGCCGGCGCCUGCCUGUACGGCCGCUCCGACCUGCUGGCCGGCUCGGGCGCGUCGGCCGCCGCCGACUACGCCGUCACCAAGUUCGUCUACGCCACGUCGGCGCUGCCCGUGCCGGACGCGUUCCUCCGCCUGCCGCCGCCGGCGCUCAGGGACUCGGCGUGGUGCAGGGAGUCCAACUGGAUCGGGUACGUCGCGGCGGCGACCGACGGGGGCGCGGCCAGGCUGGGGCGGCGCGACAUCGUCGUGGCGUGGCGCGGGACCAUGAGGAACCUGGAGUGGGUCGACGACCUGGACUUCACGCCGGUGCCCGCCGCGCCGGUGCUGGGCGCCGCGGCGGCCGCGCACCCGCUCGCCAUGGCGCACAGGGGCUUCCUGUCGGUGUACAGGUCCAGCAACGCAAACUCCAAGUUCAACAAGUCCAGUGCCAGAGAUCAGGUUUUUGAGGAGGUGAGGAGGCUGAUGGAGUUGUACAAGGACGAGGUAACCAGCAUCACCACCACCGGCCACAGCCUCGGGGCCUCCCUCGCCACACUCAACGCCGUCGACAUCGUCGCCAACGGCCUCAACGCACCGCCGAGCAGCAAGCCGCCAUGCCCGGUGACGGCCAUCGUCUUCGCGAGCCCGCACGUGGGGGACCAUUUCUUCAAGGUGGCCUUCCGCUCGUUCCGCGACCUCAGGGCCCUCCACGUGAAGAACACCCACGACGUCGUGCCAGCGUACCCGCCGGUCGGCUACCUCGACGUGGCCGUGCCGCUGCCCAUCACCACCGGCCGGUCGCCCUACCUGCGCCACCCGGCCACGCUGCUGGCGCUCCACAACCUCGAGUGCUACCUGCACGGCGUCGCCGGCGAGCAGGGGAGCGCCGGCGGGUUCAAGCUGGAGGUGGAGCGCGACGUCGCGCUGGCGAACAAGCGCGUCGACGCGCUGAGGGACGAGUACCCGGUGCCGGCGGACUGGUGGGUGGCCAAGAACAAGGGCAUGGUCUUGGGCGCCGACGGGCACUGGAUGCUUCAGGACUUCAUGCAAGUCUAGUAGUUAAUUAAGCUUUCUCUCGCUCGAUCUCGUGCAAACCUUUAUGCAAGGUUUCAUAAGAGUUUCAUUCUCAUUAAAUAAAGCAAUCUUUUAAGCUUUGAAUAAUUG
Panicum virgatum (switchgrass) is the source of this 1362-nucleotide messenger RNA. Its product is annotated as phospholipase A1-II 7-like. Lineage: Eukaryota; Viridiplantae; Streptophyta; Magnoliopsida; Poales; Poaceae. The transcript has 2 exons. Gene Ontology annotation, molecular function: glycerophospholipid phospholipase A1 activity. The annotation marks the transcript as partial. Gene Ontology annotation, biological process: lipid metabolic process. The record is from RefSeq and is a predicted model, not a curated record.